AUGCUCAGGGCCUUGGGAGAGGAAGGUGUUGAUCUCCCGAGACGGAAUGUCUCGGGAACACUUGGAGGCUCACAACAUCGUACAAUUAGUCUAAUGUCGCAUAUUCCUAAACCUCUACUGAAAAUCAUCCUGCAGGGGACCAGAAGACAACUCUCCCCGAAAUACCAGAGACCCAUUAUCGUGCGGGAGAUUGAAGAUCACCAGGAGGGAAUCGUUAUCAGUGCUUGCAAGAUCAGCAACCUUCGUUAUGCAGAUGAUUCAGUUCUCAUGGACACAUCUGAAGAAAACAAAAUGCAUGGUAGUUUAGAAGCCAGAGGUUCCACCAACUUGUCCAUGAAACAAGGAGAAAUAAAAAUCCAACAGGUCUCCUCCUUUAGUUAUUUAGGAGCUUUUGUCAUCUCUGAUGCUCGUUGCCAGGACGAAAUCAGACGCAGAAUCUGA
Messenger RNA from Penaeus indicus, 441 nucleotides. RefSeq lists its product as uncharacterized. The transcript has 3 exons. NCBI's taxonomy places the organism in Eukaryota, Metazoa, Arthropoda, Malacostraca, Decapoda, Penaeidae. Bases 1 to 441 code for a protein of 146 amino acids. The record is from RefSeq and is a predicted model, not a curated record.